Messenger RNA from Daucus carota subsp. sativus, 1612 nucleotides. Its product is annotated as transcription repressor OFP5. Gene Ontology annotation, biological process: negative regulation of DNA-templated transcription. Bases 271 to 1554 code for a protein of 427 amino acids. The transcript has a single exon. The record is from RefSeq and is a predicted model, not a curated record. Lineage: Eukaryota; Viridiplantae; Streptophyta; Magnoliopsida; Apiales; Apiaceae.
CAAAGUACAGGGCCUUCUACAUAAAGUAGUACAAAGUGGUAAAAGUGGUCACAGGAUCUUAGGCGGGCCUUUCUUUUGAAAUCAAUAGAUGUGGAGUUGAUCAUUUUCUGCACCACUCACCCAAUUACCCCAACUAUGAAUCCCACGUUCCCAACUACUUCAAUCUAACUGUCCCUCAACUGCUGCUACUUCUACUCUUACUCUUAUUAUAUAUGUCUAUUUGAGUCUCUCAUUCUGCCCUUGAAAACAGAAUAUCGAAUUUCAUAGCUAAUGAUGAAGUGGGGAAGGAAGAAACCAUCUUCUUCGACGAACCCACGUGUGAUCAGUCAUGUUUUUGCAAAGUCAUGGUUUUCGAGGUUCAGGAAAAUGAGUGAGGAUACUAAACCAGUUGUGGGGAGUGUUAAGGGGGAAGAGAAGAAGAGUUUGUCGUCGCCAAGGACUCAAGGUCGGUUUCAUGAGGGGCAUGAUUGUUCCUACUUGAGGCUGUCGCUUGGAGCUGAAAGGUGUAAGUGCCAGCAUCUGAAGUCGGUUUGGUAUGAUUCAGAUGAUGAGAUUCAGGUUAUGUUGCAGAGUCCUCCUUGCUCGAGACACAGAAUUAGGGAACUGGAAGGACAGGAGGUCGUGGGAAGAAGAGCAGUGAGUGAAUUGCCUCGGAAUGUAGAGUUCUUGCAGAGAAAUUAUAUAUGUGACAGGGAGAAAGAGGAUUUGAAGUCGAAGAUACUUAAGAGAAGAGCUAUGAAAGAUCCUAAAUCAAGGACAAUGCACCAAACUGCUCAUGAAGAAAAACAAUCAGAAUCGCCAAGGAAACUGUAUACCUCGGUGGAGAAUUUUACAAAACCAGUACACAAGGGUAAUUCUGAACUGGAACCUGCAAGAAACAUUCAAACAGAGAAGGAUCAUCAGAAACUAAAUGCUUUGCAAUUGAGAAAGAAGCGUGGUAAUUACUCUACCAUAAACUCCAGUUUAAAAGGAAUUCAGGAGCGAUGUGCAUUGGGAACUCGGAAAAUGGAGCAAGAUGACGCAGCUUGUGAAGAAUUACUGUUUACAGAGUGGCAAAACAUGAAAGACGCGAAGAUUAAUGAACUAAUGUUAAAGAGUGAGGAACAGAAGAGGAAUGUUCUUUUACGUAGGGACUCAUCCAGAAAAAGAACAAAACAGGCAAGGAGAGUCCGAGUUUAUACUCCAAGGACGGCUGCAAGGAUUGAAUGCAAGAUCAGAGCUCUUGAAGACUUGAAGAAAGCAAAGAUCAAGACGACACGGGCCAGAAAAAUGAGACCAGCCAAAGAAGCAACAGCCUUUGAUAGCUUUGCCGUAGUUAAGAGCUCACUUGAUCCACACAUGGACUUCAAGAUUUCGAUGGCAGAGAUGAUCACUGCAAAAUGCAUCAGACAACCACAAGAACUUGAGGAGCUCCUUGCAUGCUACUUAACACUCAAUUGUGAUGAAUACCAUGAUCUCAUCAUAGAGGUCUUUCGACAGGUGUGGUUUGAGCUCAACCAGGUCCUUUUUGAACCAGCUAUACAAAGAAAUUAUUGUUGUAAUAGUAAUCACUAGUUGUGAGUUAUUAUAAGAACAUAUUUAUCUUCAAAUAGUAUGAGGUUUUGAACACAAA